This is a messenger RNA of Ambispora leptoticha, 120 nucleotides long. NCBI's taxonomy places the organism in Eukaryota, Fungi, Glomeromycota, Glomeromycetes, Archaeosporales, Ambisporaceae. The record is from the annotation of a GenBank genome assembly.
AUGUCAUCGUCUGAAGAUUUAAGCAUGGAUAAUUUAGAUUCGGAUUCUUUAAGACCAGUAUACAAUUUAAUUGAACUGAGAUUAGAAGAAUACAAAGACAAUGAAUUAGUUCUUGAUGCA